AUGACAGAGGAUAAAAACGGUGAAACUUUGAAAGAAUUUGAUCCUUUGAACAGAUUGGAACCUUCAACGAAUGGCAACUCGAAUACCGAUGUGGUGUCUAUGAAGGAUGAUGCAGAUACACAAGCGGCAGAAGAAACGAACGCGAACAUUUUCGCCCAGGAUACGGGUGAUGAGGAACCAUUUUAUGACUUUCAAUUGUUUGUUAAACAACUACAAUCACCUGAAGCAGAUCCUCUAGUUAAAUAUACCAAAUCAUUCUUACGCAACUUCUUGGCGCAAAGACUUUUAUGGACGGUCAGUGAGGAAAUUAAACUCAUCAAUAACUUUAAGUCUUUCAUUUACGAUAAAUUCACCCUAUAUGAACCUUUCAAAAGUCUCGACAGUUCUAAAACCAGAAAUGCCCAGGAAGGUAUAGAAAAGCUAAUUAUGGGGAAACUCUAUUUCCGUUGUUUUUCCCCAAGCCUUUAUGAAAGUUUGCAAGUGUCAUUAGAUGAUGAGCAUAUGAAAGAUUUGAACUAUGAUGAUACAUUAUUAGAGAAGAUUGAGCAUUAUAGAUUCAUCAAACCAGUUAUGUUAGAUAUCCCUGAAACUAUGCCGCACGCCAAGCUAAAUAAGUUUGUUCAUUUGGCAAGUACAGAGUUGAGUAAAAUAAAUAGGUUUAAGUCACCUAGGGACAAAAUGGUUUGCGUACUGAAUGCGAGUAAAGUUAUUUUUGGUUUACUGAAACAUACCAAGCUGGAACAAAACGGUGCUGAUACCUUUAUACCUAUUCUAAUUUACUGCAUUUUGAAGGGACAAGUACGAUACCUAGUUUCGAACGUGAACUACAUUGAGAGAUUCAGGUCAUCUGAUUUUAUUCGGGGCGAAGAAGAGUAUUACCUAAGCAGUCUUCAGGCUGCCAUUAACUUCAUUAUGAACUUAACAGAGUCUUCGUUAACUAUUGAAAACCACAAAUGUUUUGAAGAGGAGUAUCAAAAUAAUUCGAAACAAGUAGCAAAAGAAAGAGAGGAAGAGGAGAAGAAAAGAAAGUUAGAAGUACCGGAUGAGCUACAAUCCAACGGUACCUUACUAAAGCCUUUAGAUGAAGUGACCAAUAUCGUGAUUUCUAAAUUCAGUGAAUUGUUUUCGCCUAUUGGAGAACCCACACAAGAAGAGACACUGGAACCUGAACAGAGUAAGAAAGAAGAAGACGUUACUUUUUUGAUCAAGAAAAUCGAAGAGAACGAACGGAAGGACACACUGGAAACGUUACAGAACAUGUUUCCUGACAUGGACCCAAGCCUGAUAGAAGAUGUUUGUAUUGCUAAGAAAUCACGUAUCGGACCUUGUGUUGAUGCUCUACUUUCCUUAUCUGAAUAA
Saccharomyces mikatae IFO 1815 is the source of this 1359-nucleotide messenger RNA. It is a transcript of the gene VPS9, whose product is annotated as guanine nucleotide exchange factor VPS9. Gene Ontology annotation, cellular component: endocytic vesicle; cytosol. Gene Ontology annotation, biological process: vesicle-mediated transport. The record is from RefSeq and is a predicted model, not a curated record. The coding region runs from base 1 to 1359 and encodes 452 amino acids. Gene Ontology annotation, molecular function: guanyl-nucleotide exchange factor activity; ubiquitin binding; small GTPase binding. The transcript has a single exon. NCBI's taxonomy places the organism in Eukaryota, Fungi, Ascomycota, Saccharomycetes, Saccharomycetales, Saccharomycetaceae.